Molecule: messenger RNA, 1744 nt
Organism: Papilio machaon (common yellow swallowtail)
Lineage: Eukaryota; Metazoa; Arthropoda; Insecta; Lepidoptera; Papilionidae
Product: arginine/serine-rich coiled-coil protein 2
Exons: 12
Coding region: 121-1431 (436 amino acids)
Source: RefSeq, a predicted model, not a curated record
UUAUUUCUAGCAACGUGGUCAGCCAUAUUGUUUUUCUAAAAUAUUCAACAAUAUUACGGAAAGUUAUAGUGGAGUUCGCUUCUAAUUUGACUUUAUUGUAGUUUUAAAAUUAUAUUCGAAAUGGAUUCUCUCAUCGGUUAUGGGAGCGAUGAUGAUAAUGAAACCGAACGUGUUAGCAGCCAUAUUUCGGUGGGUCAAGGUCCGAGCCAGCCAGCCCGCAGACGGGAUGACGACACCAACUAUGAUGAUGUGAACAUGGAUCUUAGUGAGGAGUCCCAGGGCGAGUCGGAGUUCGAGGGGCAGUCGGAGUCCAGCUCGCAUCGCUGUCCGGACCGUCCGGAACGACUCAAGAGAUCCAGUUAUCAUGGCCAACAGGAUAAUAAUGAUCGGUCCAACUCAGAUGAUAGCCGAGAACGUGAUCGUCGUGAUCGCGACCGGGAUCGUGAUCAGGACCGCAAAGACCGGAGACACGAGUCCCCAGUGCGGUCGAAGACUGACCGAGACCGGGGAGACCGCGACAGAGACCGCCGCUCACCGCGCAGAGAUGAUAGAUACAGAUCUGACAGGAGUGACCGUAGCCGAGGAUCUCAGGAGAGUUGUUCCCGUCGAGGUCUGCUCGGAGAUCGACCUGAUGAUCGGAGUGGAGAUAGUAGGGUGCCUGCGCUAAUGGAUCUGAAACCAUUCGGUGGUGAACCUCCUCCAGGAUUGAGUUAUGGAAAGUCACAGGAUGCCAGAGAUGCUGUCUCGCCAAGAUUCGUAGACAGAGAGCGACGUGAGAGAGAAAGAGAGCGCGGCAGAGACAAGGAGAGACAUAACAGAAGAUCUGAGGAACGCAGAUCUGGACAUAGGAGCAGAGAGCGACGUUCAAGAUCGAGGGGCGCGGCGUACCCACCACCUACACAUGCAUCUAGUUCAAAUGAGAGGCGAGCGUCACCAUCGUCAGGCGACUAUCGGCCAUCUUCGUACAAAGUAAAUAAGAAGUUGAAGGUUAUGGAGAAAAUGGGUCUGCAGAUAAAGACACCGGACGGGUCAAUGGCGACAGCGCAGCAGCUGCGAGCCGCCUCACAAGACUCUGCGCCCACGGGACUGCCUGCAUACUUCAAUGCCAGUGCACUCAAUAGUAACAAGAUGAAGGAUCAGAAACGUAAAUUGCUUUGGGCAAACAAGUCAAAGUCCGAAGCGGAGGAAGCAGCCAAGUGGAGUGGCACACGCUUCGCACAGGACUCUGAUGGGAAGCAAGUCUCCAAGUUUAUGCGGCUCAUGGGCAUUAAAGAACCAGCGGCGGUGAAACCAGAAGUGGACGCAACAGCUGACCCCAACAAGAAACAAGAGGAAUUGUUCCAAGCGAUGCAAGCGCAGUAUGAAGUUGCCAGAGCGACCACUCACACUAUGCGGGGCGUGGGACUCGGCUUCCAACGAGGACAGUUCUAGAAUGUUCUUAUAAAUAGUAUUAAUCUAUUUGAAAAAAAAUAUUGCCGCGAAAGUCAGCUGUCGCUUUGACAGUUGCGUUUUGUUACCAUGUCAAAAAGGUAAAGGCUUCCAGCUUGCUGCCACUCGUCAAUUUACAAUUCUAAAUUACAAAUUAGAAUUAUUAUAUGUAAAAUGUGUUGUGGAUUUAUAUUAAAUGCUUUAAAAUAUAUUACAAUAAUUCAUGUUGAAUUAUUGCGGAAAUUUGGCAGACUUCGUAUAUGACGUCAUUUAUAUUUUUAAAUGCGCGUGCGGAAAAUAGCUUGUGUAAAGUUUU